GGGGGGGGGAGGCUCCUGAAGCCGCGCUGCAGCCACGUCCAUCGGUACCCCGGUAAGGCCGCCCGGCUUGGAGAUUUUCAGGGUGCCAGACAUGUCCGAGGUAAAGAGCCGGAAGAAGCCGGGGCCCAAGGGGCCUGCCGCUGAGCCCGAGAAGCUGAGCGACGGCAGGAAGAACCCCGAGGCGCGGGGCGGCGCGGGUUGGGCGGACCCUCGCACCGGGCUCAGCCUGUUAUCGCUGGCGGCGUGCCUCGGCCUGGCCUGGAUUGUAUUUCAACAAACAGAAAAAAUUUCCAAGAUGGAAAACCAAUACCAGUUACUGCAAAUAGAAAGCAGAGAGUUUCAAGGACUACAGAAUAAAAUCAGUUUAAUUUCAGACAAGCUUGAGUCUACUGAAAGUAUCCUGCAGGAAGCUACAGCAUCCAUGGCUUUGAUGACCCAGUUUGAACAGGAAGUAUCUGGACUCCAAAGAUCCAUACAUGACAUUGAGAAUAGUGAUGAGAUGCUCACACAAAAGAUGCAAAACCUUAAUGAGAAAUUCCAGAACAUUACAGAUUUCUGGAAGAGAACUCUGGCAGAAAUGAGCGAUAAUACAACCAUUUUCAAAUCAGAAGCAAAGCAUAUACAUUCUCAAGUUACCAUGAAAAUUAAUUCAGCUGAGCAAAAAAUGAAAUUGCUCACCAAACGGCUAAAAGAUUUGGAAGACAGUACACUACGAAACAUCAGAACAGUAAACAGGCAAGAAGAGGAAGAUCUUCUCCAAGUAGAGGCACAGCUCAGCUCUGACACAAAAGCAGUUGAGAAGCUAGAAGAAGAACAGCACUCACUCCUAGCCAGAGAUGAAGAUCUGACCAAUAAACUUUCCAACUACGAACCCAAAGUUGAAGAAUGCAAGGCACAUUUGCCAGCUAUAGAAAAUGCAAUCCACUCUGUUCUCAGAGUGUCCCAGGAUCUGAUGGGGACAGAAAAGAAAAUGGAAGACCUUACUAUGCAGAUGUUCAACAUGGAAGAUGAUAUGCUAAGGGCAGUGUCUGAAAUAAUGGAGAUGCAGAAAACCCUUGAGGGAAUUCAGUAUGACAAUAGCAUAUUAAAGAUGCAAAAUGAACUGGUUGUUCUAAAAGGGAAAGUUCACGAUUUCAUAGCAUAUUCAAGUGCAAAGGAAAAGGAGACUUUGGAGAAAUAUAACCUAGAAAAUAAGGGAGCUGGUGACCAUUAGGUCCACUGCCCAUCUCUUCCUGGACUCUAUUACUAAGUGGAAAUGAGUCAGCUGUACAGUUCCACUCAUUUGCCCUGUCCCACUUUCCUAGAGAAUAAGCGGAGGAUGGGCCACAGGGAGUGUACACAUAAUCAAACGUUUAUCUUUUAAGAUUGAAAACUGAUUUUCACCAUCUUGAAGAGAAAUAGUUCUCCUGGGAGGUGGUGGCACACACCUUUAAUCCCAGCACACAGAGGCAGCAGCAGGUGGAUCAAGGCCAGCCUGGUCUACAGAGGGAGUUCCAGGACAGCCAGGGCUACACACACAAAGAGAAACACAGGCUCAAAAAAACAAAAAAAAAAAGGAAAAGAAAAGAAAGGAAGACAGAAAGAAAUAGUUCUAAAAUAUAUAUUGUUAUACAUUUUAGACAAUAUAUUUAAUAUUUACAUGCCUUUCCAAUAAUUAAUAGACAUCAUUAUGAAUUAUCUUUAUUAUACUAGAUAGAUAGAUAUAUAGAGUGAGCUACAGAUACUGUAGCAAAUAUUGAGACCAUUUACAUUUCACCAUGUGACCCUAGUUUUCUGUUUUUCAAAGCUAUGUCUGUUUCUUAUGCCUUUUCUGUCACCUGUUCUUGCAGUCAGUUGAUAACACACCUGCCUCUGCCAGUUAUUUAUAUUCAGACAACCAAGUUCAUAGGAAUUUUAUGUAAAAUAAAAGGUAAUAUGCCUGCAGGAGAGCCUGGGGGUUCUUUUGUGAAGAGGUAACGCCACAUUCUGAAAACCAUGGCACCUGGCAAGUAUUUUCCUUUUUGCAAAGGUUCUAAACUGUGUUACAGAUACUUAGAAGAAGUUUAAAAUGUAAAUAUGUUCUUACUUUAUCCUCAAAAAUAGCCUUUUCUGUGUUACAGAUACUUAGAAGAAGUUUAAAAUGUAAAUAUGUUCUUACUUUAUCCUCAAAAAUAGCCUUUUCUAUUAACUGGUUAUGCUUUGAAGUUUGAGCUCACAGAGUACCUUUGUGAACCUGGACUUUAAUUUCUGAAGUUUGAACUAUGUGACACUAGAGUUUACUAAAUACAACCAAGAGAUACUUAAAAAUAUGUCAAUAAGCCUGAGCCUGCUUUAAAGAUAAAACAACACAACAAUAAAUUGUGAUAAUUAUGACAUAUUUGUCAUUAUUUUAAAGAUUCCCCAACUUAUGAAACUCAGUUUGUUUUACAUACUGAUUUUAAUUUUUAAAAAAUGAGAGCUGGAGCUAGGUAUGGUGGCACAUGCCUUAAAUCCCAGCACUCAGGAGGCAAAGGCAAGCAGAUCUAUAAGUUCAAGGCUACCUGUCCUACAUACUGAGACUGUCUCAAAAAAUAACAAUAAUAAUAAGGCUAGGAGAGAAAGAGCUCAUAAGUGAAGUGCUUGCUGUGAAAGCAUGAAGACCUGACUUUACCCAGCUGACAUAAAAGGCUGGGGCUAGCAGUGCUACCUGUAAUACCAGCACCGGAAGACAGAGAAGGGUACAAAUGUUACAUGAGAAAACUGUCAAAUAUGUGUCUCUUUAUUCCUUUCCUAAGAAAUUUGCAAGCUGGGCAGUGGUGGCACACACCUUUAAUCCCAGCACUCAGGAGGCAGAGGCAAGAGAAUUUCUGUGAGUUAGAGGCCAGCCUAGUCUAUAGAGAAAAUGCCAGGACAGCCAAAGCUACACAAAGAAAUUCUGUAUAGAAAAACCAAAAGAAGAAAUUUGUCCUGGGGCUGAAGAGAUGACUCAAUGGUUAAGAGCACUGGUUGUUCUUGCAGAAGACUUGGGUUGAUUCCCAGCGUCCACAUAAUGGCUCAUAAGCAUCUGUAACUCAGCUUCCAGGGUAUCUGGCACAUUCUUUUGACUUCUGCAGUUACCAGGCAUGACAUACAUGCAUGUGGUGCACAGAUCAUAUGCAUAAAAUAAUUAUAAAUGUUUUUAAUUUCCUAUUUAACAAAAUUGUCAUUGGAGAGAUCUAGAUACAUUAACUGAAUCUUCCUUUGUUUUGUUGUUGUGUGUUUUGGAGCUUUUUAUUUUAUUUCUGAGACAGGCUCUCAAUAUGUAGCUCAGACUAGUCUUUACUCACCAUCUUUCUACUUCUACAUUUCAAGUAUAGGGGUCACAGGUAAAUGUAAUGGCCCAGGCUUCACUUUGUUGUGCUUUAUGAAAAUUACUAUUUUCUAAUACACAUAUUUUUGUAUAUCUGUAAUUGAUAAUAAAUUUUAUAUCAAUUGCUUUUA
Messenger RNA from Cricetulus griseus (Chinese hamster), 3438 nucleotides. NCBI's taxonomy places the organism in Eukaryota, Metazoa, Chordata, Mammalia, Rodentia, Cricetidae. The record is from RefSeq and is a predicted model, not a curated record.